Drosophila grimshawi is the source of this 5219-nucleotide messenger RNA. It is a transcript of the gene lig, whose product is annotated as protein lingerer. Bases 16 to 4173 code for a protein of 1385 amino acids. NCBI's taxonomy places the organism in Eukaryota, Metazoa, Arthropoda, Insecta, Diptera, Drosophilidae. Gene Ontology annotation, molecular function: protein binding. The record is from RefSeq and is a predicted model, not a curated record. Gene Ontology annotation, cellular component: cytoplasm; nucleus. The transcript has 14 exons.
ACAGUGUACAUAGAGAUGAGCACACAACAAACUCGUUCGGGGGGCGGAGGCGGAGGCGGCGGCGGCGGCAGUCGCACUCAGAAAAAGUCAAAUUCCGCUCAUAUUGGCGGCGGUGGCAGUGGUGGUGGCGGUGGCAACAGCAACAGCGAUGCCGGUGGCAACACACAUGCCGCAACGGUGCACAAGAAAACCGAUGCGAUCAAGACAGAGAAACCAGAGAAGGCACAACCGAAGGCCACCACGGAACAGUUGCGCAUCGCCCAGAUAACCAAUAGCAGCACCACAGAGGAUCCGCAGAUCAAAGAAAAGGUCAACCUAUUGCUAACAAUGACCCAACGUUCCGAGGAGGAAGUCUGCUGUGCGUUGAACGAGUGCGACUAUGAUCUGCAGGCAGCUGCCAAUUUCUUGAUCGAGAUUCUGCCACAGGGCGCCUUUGCCAAGUACGAGAAAAAACGGAAGAAUAAGGCUGCAAAUAGCGUUGCCGAUGGCGCCGGCGGCGAUGGCGACUGGGCAGAUGGCAACGCAAAUGCGGACAGGCGCGAAAAGUCGCGCAAUCGCAGCGCCAAUCGUGGUGGACGCGGCGGCACCGACAGUCGCGGCUGGCGCGGCAGAGAGGCCCGUGAGAAUGAUCGCAACAUGCGCGAAUCUCGUGGCGGCGAUCGUAAUGAGGAUCGCGCCAAUGACAACUAUCGCGGACAGCGCAACGGCGGCCGAGGCGGACUCGGCGGCGAUCGUGGCGGCAUUGGUAGGGACGGCGGCGGACGAGACGGCGGCGGUGGGCGAGGCGGUGGCUUCAUGUCACGUCCGGGACGCGGCGGUGGUCGCAUGGGUGGACGCAGUGGCGGAGCGCGCGGCGAGCGGGGCUUUGGUGGAAUGCGGAACAAUGCGAACAGCGACGAUCACCACGAGGUAGAACUGUGGGACAACACCAUAGCGCAGAAUGCGGAAAAACAGCAACAGCAGCAGGCCCACGACGAUGCCUGGGGCGAUUGGAACAAUGAGGAGUACGAGGGCUCGCUGAAGGACAGCAAAGUGUUCACCACGAGCAACCUCAGCACGCAGACGGCGGCGAGUGUUGUCAGCGGCGUUGGCGGUGCAUCGUCGGUCACGGUUGGCGGUGAGCUAUCGGCGCCACCGGGUCUGGAGCAGCAUCAUCAUGUUGUGGCACAGGGAGGAUCUCAUCUGGGUGCGUCGCUCGAGGACAGCAGCAGUGGCAGUGCGGCGCCAACGCCUGCGGCAGCGGCGAGUAUCGGCACAGUAUCAGGCACAACGCCGAUGAUGCAGUACAGUGCUGCUGUGAGUAAUCCGCCGCCACAGCUGCAAUCGGUGGUGAGCACGCCGAGCAGCGUUGCGCUCAACUCCUCCUCACCCUAUGUAUCCGCCAAUGCUUCCGUUGUUACUGGCGCCACCGAUACAUUCUCGGUGGCAGCCAACCUGGUGCAGCAGGUCAAGCAUCUUCAGCAGCAGCAGCAACAGCAGCAGCAGACGCCACUGAAGCCAUCAGCCACAUUAUCAGCUGAACAAUCUCAGUAUUUCAACUCGCUGACGUCACAGGGCGCCAGUCCGACAGCCGCAGCGGCAGCAGGAGCUGGCCAACCAUCAUCGAUGGUCGGCGUCUAUGGCAGCCAGAGUCAGGGCGUAGCAUCGGCGGCAUACACGCCGCGUGGCACAUAUGCGAAUGUGUUUGCCUCGGCGCCUGGUUCGAGUGUUGUUGUGGACACACCGAACAGCAGCAGCGGCGGCGAACAGUCGCAGCAGCCACAGGUGAGGAGGGCAAGGGUCAAGCUGCCACCGCCAUCGAAGAUACCGGCGAGCGCUGUGGAAAUGCCCGGCGAUAAUGCGCUGAAUAACAUUGGCUAUUUGGAUGUGCAAUUUGGUGCCAUGGACUUUGGCAACGACGACAGCUUCGAUGCGCUGCCCGAGAAAUUCAAUGCGGCCACCAUCGAUGGUCAACAGCAGCAGCAGCAGCAGGAUGACUAUCAGACCAAGGCGCAGCAGCAGCAACAGGCGGCGCUCUCAGCGGGCCUACAGAAUGCGCAAAUCUUACAGGGUGAUGCGUUAAGUGCAGCCGGCUAUGCCGCGCAACGCUCGACGGCGCAACAGCAGCAGCAACAACAGCAGCAGCAGCAGCAACAACAGAGCGCCAAUGCGCUGGACCAAUUGACCAAGAAUGAUCCAUAUGGACAGCAGGCGGGCAGCGGUAAUAAUGGUGCCACGCCCUAUCAGAAUGCGUAUCAGAGCAGCGCCGCCAGCAAGGCAAACAGUGGCUAUCAAACGUCAGCGUCUGUGCCGGGUGGCUACAACAGCUCCAGCUAUGCCAAUGUUCAGUCGUCGGUGGUGGGCAACAGCUAUCAGCCGUCGAGCUAUGCCAGCUAUCAGCCCAACGCUGUUGUCAACUCCUAUCAGCAGCAGCAGCAGCAGGCGGCUGGCAAUUCACAGAAUGCGGCGGGGGGCAGCGUUGCAGGCAGCGGUGCGGCAACACAAAACAUUCCGAUCAGUGGCAGUGGCGGCCAAAAUAGCUCCAGCGCGAAUGCGAGCUCCGCCUAUCUCACAUCGGGUUAUUCGACACCACAAAGUGCUUACCAGUCCAGCCAGAGUGUCUAUGGCAACACUGGUCUCUCCAACAGCAGCGGGUUUGCUGGCAGCGCAAGCAAUUCGUCCUCGCAGUAUAACUUUAGUGCUAGCGCCAAGCUUAAAGAUGCUGCUGCAGCCGGCGCUGCAGCCCACUACGACAGCGGCGUGAACAGCAGCAGUGCAAGCACUGGGAACGGUGCAACGGGCGCGGGAAGCGGUGCAACAACAGGUGCUAAUAAUCAAGCGGUCGUUUCUAAUUCCAACAACAAUGUGAGCGGCAGCAGUUCGGCCAGCAGCGUAACGGCUGGUGGCAACAGCAACAGCAGCAGCAAUGUGGCAGCAGUUAGCAGCCAGGCGGGCGUAAGUAGCGGCGGCGUCAGUGCGUCUAGCGUCGUCGGCGGCGGCGGCGGUGGUGGCAACAAUAAUGCCGGCUCUGUGGCGGCCGUUGCACAAACGGCUGCCGGCACCGCAGCGGUGCUGGCCUCGCUGACCAACAAGAACAGCAGCAGCAGUAACAGCAGCGGCAGUGGUGGCAACGGCGGUGGCGGCGGCGGAGGCAGCGUCAGCAGCAGCGGCGCUACAGCGAGCAGCGCCGGCGGCGCAGGCGUCGGCAGCAGCUCAACUGGUGCUGGUGGUGCUGGUAGUGGUGGUGGCAGCGGCGGCGGUGGCAGCAGCGGCUUGGUGCCCACCAACAUCCAAAUGGUUAGUCAAUAUAUUCAGGCUGGGGUGCCAUACUAUCAGCAACAAGUUUAUUCCUACGAGGAAUUACAAAUGAUGCAACAGCGAGUGCCACAUGUGCAAGGCUAUUAUGAUCUGAACUACACGUCACCCAGCUUGAAUGCUGGCCGCGACAAUCUGGGCUCAGUGGCAUACUCAACAAUGACUGAUGGACGCUUUGCGCGCACCGACAAUAAUUCCAGUCCUGUUAGUAAUGUGUCGACCACAAUGUCGCAACAAGCUGGCUCCAGUGCGCCCAUGCUGAAUGUUCCUUAUGCUUAUUUCUAUGGUGGCAACGUAAUGCCCGGCGGUUUCCAAUAUGGCACACCAGCCAUCUAUCCACCACAAAUACCGGCGGCAAAUACCGCAUCCGGUGGCCAGUUUCCAAAGCCAUCGUAUGGCACUGGCUAUGGUUCGAGCACCUAUGAAACGCUCUCGCAAACAACUCAGGAUUAUAGCAAGGGCGGCUACUCGUCCAGCGUGAAUCAACAGAGCAAAACGCAAGCGGUUUCCAAUCAGCCGCAAGCGGGCACCGGCUCCGAUCUGACCUCAUCCAUGUAUGGCAAGAAUCAUGUGGCGCUAAACAAGGUCAAUUCGUACGAGAAGCAGAGUUUCCACUCGGGCACACCGCCACCGUUCAACAUGGCGAAUACACAGACAGCUGGCGGCACCUCUGCCCAACCGUAUGGCAUGUAUCUGCCGAUGCCAACUGCCGGACAUCACAACAUGAUACAUCAGCCCAUCCAUCAGAUGGACGGCAGGAUUCAUAGCUCAUCCCGCCGGGACUCGAACAGUGCUGGACAGCGCCAACAGUCGAGCAGCCAGUCAAAGUCGGCCGGCAAACCGAGUUACCCAACCUCGUACUGGACCGGACAGAACUAGCUUCCGGAGAAGACCAAUUGGCGGCCACUGCAGAUAACGCUACAGCAGAGCGCCGGCCGAUCACGCGAAUUAUAUACCCUAUGCACCAAUACAACAACAACAACAGCAGCAGCAGCAACAACAACAGCAACAGCAGCAACAUCCAUUCACAUUUAUAAUAGUAAUAUCAGUCAGAGAACUUCGUUGCCUAUAGCAGAUACUACGACCACAAUAAUAUCAACAGCAACAACAACUAAAGCGACCACAACAACUGCAACAAAUCAGUUACUAAUGCUUGCAAAGGAGCAACAACAGCCGCAUACAAAAUCUGAAGAAUGUCCAAUAAGCGAGAAGAAGCAUUCAUUGGAUGUUGCUGAUGAUGAUUAUCUAUUAUAUGAGGAUGACAGAUCAUAUAUUACUUAAUAAGAAAAACGUUUUUACUACAAACGCACCGUAAAAGGCGCCGCCGCCGCCGCCUUCUCCUCUUCCUCCUCUCCUUCAUCUCCAUCUCUAUCUACAACAACCACAAGAAAGAAAGCAAGAAAGAAAACAAUAUACAUAGAACGUAUCGCAUGUGCAGAUCUUUGCAACUUUAUAAAGUAUACAUAGCCCUCACACACACACCACAACACAUAUAUACACACAACAUCCCACAUUAACACACACACACACACACUCGCAUAUACACUGAAACCAAAACAGAAAAGAAACAUAAACAAACAUACAGCCAACAUUUGCAUAUAAACUAUACCAAGUACCAUUUUUCACAUUGCAUACAAAUAAUUUACAAAGAUAAAAGAUAACAAUUAUUAAAUAUUAAAGGCGUAAAACGAUUUAACAGAUUUAUAAGCGUAAGAUGAAAAAGUAUACAAAAAACAAAAAUAAAACAAAACAAAACAAAAAACGUAACGUGAAUGAGAAAACACACAACAACAAACAAACAACAAAUUAAUUAUUGUAAUCGGUUUAAACUUAUGUGUAUUGUAUAAUUAUAACCUUAAUAUUUAAAUUAAAUACAAGAAAAGAAGAUAAAAAAGAUACGAUUAAAUCCAAACAAAUGCAAAAAC